Molecule: messenger RNA, 6129 nt
Organism: Oncorhynchus keta (chum salmon)
Lineage: Eukaryota; Metazoa; Chordata; Actinopteri; Salmoniformes; Salmonidae
Product: protein Wnt-2b-A-like
Exons: 5
Coding region: 579-1748 (389 amino acids)
Biological process (GO): cell fate commitment; neuron differentiation; canonical Wnt signaling pathway
Cellular component (GO): extracellular region
Molecular function (GO): frizzled binding; cytokine activity
Source: RefSeq, a predicted model, not a curated record
UGGACAGCUGACGUGCUGGUGCAGUAUUUUGUCCUGCGGCGCAUCUUCAGUCCCGACUGAGAAGAAGACCGCAGCGUAGCUAUCUGUCUCAUCCUCGGACAGAUGAGUGACUGACUUUACCUGCCAGGGACAAGCAGUGGUUUCAGUGCCAUCUUUUUUCACAGUCUGUGAUACCUGUGUUUGGGUUUGCAACUUCUUCAGCUUCACCUGUUAUUCACGUCGAAUGUCAAACAAAUAGCCUAGGCUACAAAAACAAUAGGCAACAACGAAGGAAAGUGUUGUCGUUGGCAACCUGAACAUCUGGCUGGACAUUUGACAGUUUCUCAGAAGAUUUGUCUUAAUUCGAUUUUCUUUUACCAGACUGACUUUUGAUGAGCACUGCCUCGUCUCGAAUAAAUCAGAGACAAACAAUGGCAUUGAUGAAUUGACAAGAUAUCAAAUUAGCCUUUUGAAACAAGAUGGAUAAAAUUGUUCAACUUGUUCAACUUCUAUAGAUAGGCAGGUUUUCCCCCAAUUAUGAACAGCAAACCAACGCCCAGGACUUGUAUUCUUCAUUUUAUAUUGUAUGCCUUCUGUUCAUGAAAAUAGAAAUGUUUUGUUUCUUCAAACCCCGAGGAUAUUCCAGGACCAGGACUGGGUCUAGAAAUGGGACAAUAUCCCGACACUCCUCCAACUCAACCUCAAGGCUAUACUUUACCUUUAUUCUGCUGCUUCUCAUCUUCACGCCUAGAGUGGAUUCUUCCUGGUGGUACAUUGGAGCCCUGGGUGCACGGGUGAUCUGUGACAACAUUCCAGGCCUGGUGAACAAGCAGCGCCAGCUGUGCCAGCGCCACCCGGACCUCAUGCAGUCUAUUGGGGAGGGUGCCAAGGAGUGGAUCCGCGAGUGCCAGCACCAGUUCCGCCAUCAUCGCUGGAACUGCAGCACGCUGGACCGAGACCACACCGUCUUUGGCAGGGUCAUGCUGCGCAGUAGUCGGGAGGCAGCAUUUGUGUACGCCAUCUCCUCGGCAGGCGUGGUCUAUGCAAUUACCAGGGCCUGCAGCCAGGGGGACCUCAAGAUCUGCAGCUGCGACGCCCAAAAGCGGGGCCAGGCUAGUGACGACAGGGGCGAAUUUGACUGGGGCGGCUGCAGCGACAACAUCAACUAUGGCAUCAAGUUCACCAAGACCUUUGUUGAUGCCAGAGAAAAGAUGGUGAAGGACGCUCGGGCACUGAUGAAUCUACACAACAACCGCUGUGGACGAAUGGCAGUGAAGCGCUUUAUGAAACUGGAGUGCAAGUGUCAUGGCGUCAGCGGCUCCUGUGCCCUUAGAACCUGCUGGCUGGCCAUGUCGGACUUCCGGAGGACCGGAGACUACCUCCGGAAGAAGUACAACACGGCCAUCGAGGUGACCAUGAACCAGGAUGGCACCGGGUUCAUGGUGGCUGACAAGGACUUCAAGGGAACCACCAAGAAUGAGCUGGUGUAUGUAGAAAAGUCCCCUGACUACUGCCUCAUGGACAGAGCAGCAGGCUCCCUGGGAACGGCAGGGAGAGUCUGCAACAAGUCUUCUAGGGGCACAGACAGCUGCGAGGUCAUGUGUUGCGGACGGGGCUACGACACAAUGCGCGCCAAGCGAGUCACCAAGUGCGAGUGCAAGUUCAAGUGGUGUUGCGCCGUGGAGUGUAAGGACUGUGAGAACACUGUGGACGUUCACACCUGUAAGCCCCACAGGCGACCCGAUUGGCUGGACCAAACCAGACGCUGAGGCCCAUUCUUUAAAAGAACGUAGUAGUGGUCAACUGCAUUGUGGGAUAUGUAUUUCCUACUCCUGACUCCUUACGCACUCCUUUCGGACCUCCAUUACAUCUGACAACCCCUUCUAAAGUGACAUCCUAAAGAACCUUUCCCAAGGCGCCGUAUCCCAACUUGGUUUGGAUGGUGCAGUGCUGUAUGGGACUGUUCGGUGGGAAGGCUUUCUAAGAGAAUGGUUGGGCUGGGAGAGGGGAUAGUUCCUAUUUAUGUUUUUGUUUGUUUGUGUUGAUUGUGUGCUGCUUCCAAGGUGCCGAGGACACUAUUUUUCUACAGACAUUCAUUCACACAGUAUCUGUUGUGGAAAUGCAGAACAGGACAUUGUACUGUGAGCACACCAGAGAUUGAGUUAGGAUUGUUGGCUGGUGUAUGUGUUGUUGCUUUUUUGCUUUGUUUAAGACUAUGUUCUCUCUAAAUCUGUGAUCACUUUGUUCAGUGUUUCAUUGGCCUUACAAUAGAAAGAGAUGAAGAACUGAAAUUGUACUCUGCUUGAUAUAAUGGAAAGACUGACAUGUAUUCAGUUGUUAGGAGUAAAAAAUUAUAUUUAAAAAUGGAGGACUUACCCUACUGGUAAAGUGCAUUGGGAUUGAUGUACAGCAGAAAGUCUAACGAUCAACGUUUACCGCGGGCCAGAGAGCUGCUCUAUAGACACUCAUGUAAAGUAGCAGUCAAAACAUUUAGACACACCUCCUCAUUCAAUGGUUUUUCUUUAUUUUUACUAUUUUCUACAUUGUAGAAUAAUAGUGAAGACAUCUUAACUAUGAAAUAACACAUAUGGAAUCAUAAUAAUAAUAAUAUAUGCCAUUUAGCAGACGCUUUUAUCCAAAGCGACUUACAGUCAUGUGUGCAUACAUUCUACGUAUGGGUGGUCCCAGGAAUCGGACCCACUACCCUGGCGUUACAAGCACCAUGCUCUACCAACUGAGCUACAGAAGGACCACUAUGUAGUAUCCAAAAAGGUUUUAAACAAAUCUAAAUAUAUUUUAUAUUUGAGUUGCCACCCUUUGCCUUGAUGACAGCUUUGCACACUCUUGCCUGUCUCUCAACCAGCUUCACCUGGAAUGCUUUUCCAACAGUCUUGAAGGAGUUCCCACAUAUGCUGAGCACUUGUUGUCUGCUUUUCCUUCACUCUGCGGUUCAACUCAUCCCAAACCAUCUCAAUUGGGUUGAGGUCUGGUGAUUGUGGAGGCCAGGUCAUCUGAUGCAGCAGCUACAUCACUCUCCACCUAAUGGUCAAAUAUCCCUUACACAGCCUGGAGGUGUGUUGGGUCACUGUCCUGUUGAAAAACAAAUGAUAGUCCCGCUAAACACAAAUCAGAUGGGAUGGCGUAUCACUGCAGAAUGAUGUGGUAGCCAUGCUGGUAAAGUGGGCCUUGAAUUCUAAAUAAAUCACAGACAGCGUCACCAGUAAAGCACCCCCACACCAUCACACCUCCUUCUCCAUGCUUCAUGGUGGGGACCACACAUGCAGCGAUAAUCCGUUCACCUACUCUGCUUCUCACAAAGACACUGCGAAUGGAACCAAAAAUCCCAAAUUUGGACUCAUCAGACCAAAGGACAGAUUUCCACCGGUCUAAUGUCCAUUGCUCGUGUUUCUUGGUCCAAGCAAGUCUCAUCUUAUCAUUGGUGUCCUUUAGUAGUGGUUUCUUUUCAGCAAUUCGACUAUGAAGGCCUGAUUCAUGCAGUCUCCUCUGAACAGUUGAUGUUCACAUGUGUCUGUUACUUGAACUCUGUGAAGCAUUUAUUUGGGCUGCAAUUUCUGAAGCUGGUAACUCUAAUGAACUUAUCUGCAGCAGAGGUAACUCUGGGUCUUCCUUUCCUGUGGUGGUCCUCAUGAGAGCCAGUUGCAUCAUAGCGCUUGAUGGUCUUUGCGACUGCACGGAUUGACUGACCUUCAUGUCUUAAACUCAUGGACUCUUUGCUUAUUUGAACUGUUCUUGCCAUAAUAUGGACUUGGUCUUUUACCAAAUUGGGCUAUCUUCUGUAUACCACCUCUACCUUGUCACAACACAACUGAUUGGCUCAAACGCAUUAAGAAGGAAAGAAAUUCCACAAAUGAACAUUUAACAAGGCACACCUGUUAAUUGAAAUGCAUUCCAGGUGACUACCUCAUUAAGCUAGUUGAGAGAAUGCCAGGAGUGUGCAAAGCUGUCAUAAAGGCAAAGGUUGGUUACUUUGAAGAAUCUAAAAUAUAUUUAGAUUUGUUUAACACUUUUCUGGUUACUACAUGAUGCUAUAUCUGUUAUUUCAUAGUGGUGAUGUCUUCACUAUUAUUCUACAAUGUAGAAAAUAGCAAAAAUAAAGAAAAACCCUGGUAUGAGUAGGUGUCCAAAAUUCUGACUGUUACUGUAGCUAAAUACGAAGCAAAGAAAUUCAUUUAAAUAAAUGUUUCUGUUAUAAGAGUAAAGUGAAACAAACGUUGUCGACUGAGAUGGAUAGUAUGUCUCCUCUCUCUUCAGUGUGACAGGUACUCUUACAGUAUGUGCUAUCAAUCUAUUAUUGUACGUGUUCCUAAAUGUAUACGGUGUGAUGGAUGGGAGCUGUCAUCUCUUAUUAUUUAUCACUGGUUUCCAAUUACUGAAGCUGCUAGCUUCUACUGUAUAUUCAGAAAGUAUUCAGACCCCUUGACUUUGUUCACAUUUUCUUACAUUACAGCCUUAUUCUUAACAUUUUUCUCAUCAAUCUACACAAUACCCCAUAAUGACAAAGCGAAAACAGGUUUUUACAAAUGUUUGAAAAUGUAUCACAAAUAAAAAACAGAAAUACCUUUUUUACAUAAGUAUUCAGACCCUUUGCUAUGAGACUUGAAAUUGAGCUCAGAUGCAUCUUGUUUCCAUUGAUCAUUCUUGAGAUGUUUCUACAACUUGAUUGGAAUCCACCUGUGGUAAAUGAAAUUGAUUGGACAUGAUUGGGAAAGGCUCGCACCUGUCUAUAUAUCUGACAUGCACAGUUGACAGUGCAUAUCAGAGAAAAAAACAAGCUCUGAGGUUGAACGAAUUGUCCGUAGAACUCCGAGACAGGAUUUUGUCGCGGCACAGAUCUGGGGAAUACCAAAAAAUGUCUGCAGUAUUGAAGGUCCCCAAGAACAUAGUGGCCUCCAUCAUUCUUAAAUGGAAGAAGUUUGGAACCACCAAGCCUAUUUCUAGGGCUGGCCGCCUGGCCAAACUAAGCAAUCAAGGGAGUGGGCCAUGGUCAGGGAGGUGACCAUGAACCCAAUGGUCACUCUGACAGAGGUCCAGAGUUCCUCUGUGGAGAUGGGAGAACCUUCCAGAAGGACAACCAUCUCUGUAGCACUCCACCAAUCAGACCUUUGUAGUAGAGUGGACAGACGGAAGCCACUCCUCAGAAAAAGACACAUGACUGCCCGCUUGAAGUUUGCCAAUAGGCACCUAAAGGACUCUCAGACAAUGAGAAACAAGAAUCUCUGGACUGAUGAAACCAAGAUUGAACUCUUUGGCCUGAAUGCCAAGUGUCACAUCUGUAUAAAACCUGACACCAUCCCUACGGUGAUGCAUGGUGGUGGCAGCGUCAUGCUUUGAGGAUGUUUUUCAGCUGCAGGGACUGGGAGACUAAUCUGGAUCAAGGGAAAGAUGAAUGGAGCAAAGUACAGAGAUAUCCUUGAUGAAAACCUGCUGCAGGGUGCUCAGCACCUCAGACUGGGGUGAAGGUUCACCUUCCAACAGGACAACAACCCUAAGCACACAGCCAAGACAAGUUUCUGAAUGUCCUUGAGUGGCCCAGCCAGAGCACAGACUUGAACCCGAUCAAACAUCUCUGGAGACAUCUGAAAAUAGCUGUGCAACCUGUCAAAGCUUGAGAGGAUCUGCAGAGAAGAAUGGGAGAAACUCCCCAAAUACAGAGGUGCCAAGUUUUAAGGUCGUACUCAAGAACACUCAAGGCUGUAAUUGCUGCCAAAGGUGCUUCAACAAAGUACUGAGUAAAGGUGUCUAAAUACUUAUGUAAAUGUGAUAUUUCAAGUUUUUAUUUGUAAUACAUUUGCAAAAAAUUCUAACAACCUGUUUUUACUUUGUCAUUAUGGGGUAUUGUGUGUAUAAUUGUAUCAAUUUUAGAACAAGGCUGUAAUUGAACAAAAGCAGUAAAAUACAUGUGAUGAUCAUAACUACUUUUUAAGCUGAAUGAGGUGUCAGUUUAUGUUAAAAAGAUCAACAUUUUCAAAUGUAAAUGGUAACUGAUAUGAUUUUAAUGCAAUGUUCUCGAACGGUUGGGAGUGGUGGGUAAGUUGUAUUGUCAUGUUAGUUGAAGAGUUAUUGUCACCUUGGGUAAGACCCAAAAAUACCACACUAGUUCUAUAUUAAACCUUGUUGAUCCUUCUGUCA